CCCAAAGAUACAGAAAAAGCAAACAUGGAUUCCUACCAACGAUCAUCAAGUUUAUAUUAUUCAGCACUCAGUGAUGAGGAAGUAUCAAGAAGACAUUCCUCCUUUAAUCACCGUAGAGUAAUCCGGCUAAACCCAAAACUAGCUGCAGUACUUAAACAAGUUGAGGGGAUUGAGAACUGGAUAAAUCAGACCUCUGAAUGUCUCUAUAAGCAACAUCCAGAUCCUAGCAUAAAUUCAACACAACUAAAUCUAUUUAAAGAUUUGACCUCCCCAAUAAAGCACCAAUGUGAGGAACUAAAACAGAAGAUUGCAGAGAACAACACUUGUCAUUCCUGAACUAAAAAAUUAAAUAAAAUUGUGAAUGAAAUCAAAAAAACUUCAUUUAUAAGAAGUCUCUAUGAAAAUCCAUUCUUGAAAGAAAACUCAAAUCAAGAGUAUCAAAACUCUUGCAAACUCAAAGAGAAGAUAAAGAACAUAGACGAACAACAUAGAAAGACUAAAGGAAACCAAUAUAAGCUUAACCAGGGUUUAAUACAGAAAUUAAAAAGAUAUAAAGGCCAACAAAAUUCUUUCGCAGAUGGAUUGAUUGAUGAGAUGGGAGAAAAAGAAAUAAGGGUUGAUUAUUCAAGUGAUCAGCAGAGUCAUCAAGCUCAUGAAAAUCUUUCCAAGCUUAGUUCGAUACAAAAGAAAUCUAAAUCUGUAAAAUCUUGAGAGGGGAAUAUCAGAAGGAUGGAAAGAAAGAGUCAGAGAAGUAGACAUAGUAAUAGAGGGAUCAAAAAAUUCAAAGUCUCAGACAAUGAAGAAGAUAUAAGACCUAGUUUGAUGGUGAAGAAAGGGAUUAGAAAUAGUUCAAGCAAGAGGAGUAAAACAAAUAAUCAGAUCGGACAUUCAGAAAUGAGAGGCUAUAACAGAUUAUCUCAUUCAUCAAGUAGUAUUCUAAGUGAUUAUUAUGGACCUUCUUGUCAUAGAAGUCGUUCCAUCUUACAUAAUAAUAAUGCAGUGGAGUCAGUGUUUUCACACAGCAAUAUUAGAAUGAAUCCUCGAGAAGAACAAAGAGAGAAUUUAGGAAUUGAUCCUACUUUAGCGAUUGGUAGAUUUAAUUAAAUGCAAAGGAAUGAGGCAACACCACUUUGAAGAAAUCCAACAAGAUAAUCGUAUUGAACAGAGUAGCCAAGAUUAUGGCUCGAUGCAGGAAUUAUUUAACCCAAAAGAAGGGGCAAAAAUAACCUAUUACCUGACUAAUCCGGAGGAUAUUGAAUUCCUUAGUUCUUGAAAGCAGAAGUUAAACUAUCUUGAGUUCCUUCAGUUCUAUUGAUCUGAAGCUAUAAAAUCAGAGUUUAUACAUUAUGUUAAGAAGUAUUUUCCCAAGAAAGUUGAUCACUUAAAGUGGUCUGGGAGUUAUUUAGAUAUCGAAGGGUAUCGAUCCUGGAUAAUUAAAUAAAAGCAAGAGCGUACAAAAAGUGCUAGAAAUUCAUAAGUUUACUUUAACUCAACCGCAACUAGAAGACAUUGUUGACGAAUGUAAACAAAAGAUAGUUAUUUAUCUUUCAAAUUGCAAGAUCAUUGUUAAAGAUGACCAAAAGUUUGACCGUUACGUCAGAGGCACCAAAAAUCUCCAAACCUCAAAUGUAAUCCUCGAAAUAGACGACAGCAUCACAAGUUCCUUCAAGUCCAUGUCUAAGCACAUUCAUUCCUAAAAUUCCUUCCU
Molecule: messenger RNA, 1708 nt
Organism: Moneuplotes crassus
Lineage: Eukaryota; Ciliophora; Spirotrichea; Euplotida; Euplotidae
Source: the annotation of a GenBank genome assembly